Olea europaea var. sylvestris is the source of this 809-nucleotide messenger RNA. Its product is annotated as PRKR-interacting protein 1-like. The coding region runs from base 91 to 627 and encodes 178 amino acids. Gene Ontology annotation, biological process: negative regulation of protein kinase activity. Lineage: Eukaryota; Viridiplantae; Streptophyta; Magnoliopsida; Lamiales; Oleaceae. The record is from RefSeq and is a predicted model, not a curated record. Gene Ontology annotation, cellular component: nucleolus. The transcript has 2 exons. Gene Ontology annotation, molecular function: protein kinase inhibitor activity; protein kinase binding; double-stranded RNA binding.
CCAAAUCAAUUCCGUAGAACGAAUUGCAAAAUAAUAGUGCAAUUAGAACUAUUCAGGGUUGUACUGCUUUGCAGAAAAUAUAAAAUUAAUAUGUCAUCGUCAUCCGAUAGGCUGAUGUCCUUUGCGGCCGGAGACCUGCAGAUGGUUGCGGUAGCGGAGAGGCAGGUAAAGGCGCUCCCUCCUCGGCCUACGCCAUCGUCUCCUUCCACUGCUCUAGUGGAGUAUACGCCGCCCCCACCCAACCCCGAAGAGGAGGACCUUGAGGUGAAACUACGGCGCAUUAAUGAAUGCGUACCUGUGCGAGUCAACAACACCUCCGGCAGUUCAGCUGGUUCUGGCUCCGGUGACUUCCAUCAGUACCGGCAAAUGAGACGGAAAGAACAAGAUAGGCUUGCAAGGAUGGAUUCCGAUUACCAGAAAAGGAAAGAAAUAACAGAAUUCAGCCAGAGAAGGGAAGACAGGUUAAAGGCUGCAGAGGAGCGCACAGCAAAAAAGCGUUUGAAACGACGGAAGAAGAAACAGAAGAAGCAAGAGAAGAAGACAAAGUUGAAUGCAGCAGGAGAAGAGCAUAAAAAGGAACAAACUUCGGAUGACGAUGGAGACUCGGAAAAUGAUGAAACUGAGUGAUGAUUGAGAUGUAUUCAUAUUUAUGCUCCAAAACCAUAGGUUGGUGCUUGGAUUUAAAAAGAGCCAUCUCGAUUAGACAUGGCAAGAGUAUCUGUCUCAAGUAUUCUAUGCUGUUUUUAUUGUCGUGACAAAUUUUUACAACCUUUUAAUUGAAUAAAUGGGUGAAAUAAAAAAAAGGGGGG